This is a messenger RNA of Recurvomyces mirabilis, 603 nucleotides long. RefSeq lists its product as uncharacterized. NCBI's taxonomy places the organism in Eukaryota, Fungi, Ascomycota, Dothideomycetes, Mycosphaerellales, Teratosphaeriaceae. The record is from RefSeq and is a predicted model, not a curated record. Gene Ontology annotation, molecular function: transmembrane transporter activity. Gene Ontology annotation, cellular component: membrane. Gene Ontology annotation, biological process: transmembrane transport. Bases 1 to 603 code for a protein of 200 amino acids. The transcript is spliced from 2 exons.
AUGUUCGACGCUGACGCUUUCCGCAAUGCACCAUUCAAUGUCUUCGCCGUGGCAUCGUUCACGGGUUUCCUUGGCUUGUACAUACCAUUCUUCUACAUCCAAGAAUACGCCCUGGCACAUGGCAUGAAAACGAUGCCCGACCUCGCCUCAUCCACUCUCGCUAUCCUCAACGCUGGAAGUGUAAUCGGCCGUAUCGUCCCAGGCUUCAUUGCCGAUGAGAUAGGGCUGCUGAAUACCUACUUGACCUGCACCUUCGGCGCCGCCCUUUGCGGCUUCAUCUGGAUCGCAUGCAAGAGUAUCGGCGGUAUAGUGGUCUUUACCAUCUUCUAUGGAUUCUUCUCUGGCUGCGCCGCUGCCCUGCAACCUGCUGUCCUUGCAUCUCUGGCGCCACAGCCAAACAUCGUUGGAACUUGGGUCGGCAUGGGCAGUCUGUUCUCGUCGACAGGGCUGUUGCUGGGUAGUCCGCUGGGUGGAUUGAUCUAUGACCAUUCAGGAUGGACAAGCUUGCAAUUAUGGUGUGCUUGCCUGGUUGUGGCAUGCACUGUAGCGACAGCCGCCACGAGAGUACUGCGGUCAGGGACCGGAAUCAUGACGAAAGUGUAG